AUGGGAUCUACUCAUAGUCGGCAGCUACCGCGACCUCGACCUGCAAAGGGGCCCGUGCACAUCAACGAGGCUUUCACAAGACAUGGACAAGCUCUUGUGCUCAGCUUGGACGCUCUUCGAAGCAAGAAUCCCUUCAAAAAUGCUGGCCACGCAGCCACAGUCACCGUGCGUUUACCUUUGCGCAUUGAAGUUUGCGCGCUCAGGUCGGCUCAGCAAGAGUCUUGUUUGCUUCCGUAGGACCGCCUCACUGGCGAGGUGAUCUUUCACGUGUCAGCAAAGUAUGGAGGUCGUCAGAGUAAGUCGAGGCUGGCUUACUAUUUCAGGAUGCCGACUCAGCUUGCUUAAAAGGAGCGCCGUCUCCUUCCUAGUGAUCACUUCGCGCGAUGGCAAACCCCUUCUGAGCCUUGAUGUUGAACACCGAGCUUUCGCCUCGACCAAAAUAACCGCUUAUCUGGCCGGAGAGAGUCAAGAAACCAAUCCAGUCUUGGUCGCAAAGCCCAUCGAUUCUUCGCGAAAGGUUCUGCAGGUGAUGGUGUCGAACCGAGCUUCGGACAAUGGCCAGGUCCAAUUCAUCAUAGACUGCAAACGGGUGAGCGAGGUUUCUUCGCCAAUCCGUAGCCAUGCGAGGCUCACGUAUGCUUUGGCAAUUCGGGCGACGGUGUCGAUAGUCCGGAAGACAACGUGGAGGUUCGUUGACCAUGAAUGGGGUGCUAAUUGACUACGUGUCCUACGACAAGAAAGUAGAUCGCAGUGUCUCCUUCACGGUGCCACUCGGUGCAGACGCUUUGCUCUUUGCAGCGAUGAUGUGCUGCCUGGUGAGAGUCUUUCCCAGCGCAACCAUAUUGAACCGCAAUCAUCUGACAAUAGUCAAACUUCUCUGAUAUUACCGGUCCCUUGCUGCCCAAUCAUACAGAGUCGGAUGUUCAUGGAGCGAGAUCGAGCUCGACGUAGAUCUGCCGCUGCCGGAGCAGGUGGAGCGGGAGCGGGAGCGGGAGCAGGUGGAGGCGGUGGGUGUUGA
Ceraceosorus bombacis is the source of this 1018-nucleotide messenger RNA. NCBI's taxonomy places the organism in Eukaryota, Fungi, Basidiomycota, Exobasidiomycetes, Ceraceosorales, Ceraceosoraceae. The record is from the annotation of a GenBank genome assembly.